This is a messenger RNA of Auanema sp. JU1783, 321 nucleotides long. Lineage: Eukaryota; Metazoa; Nematoda; Chromadorea; Rhabditida; Rhabditidae. The record is from the annotation of a GenBank genome assembly.
AUGUCUGAACAAUCUCUUCCACCCAAAUCCAACUUCAACGAUCUCAACGAUAAUGAUGACAAAGUUCUCUAUCGUGCCGUUCCAUUAUCCACUAGGAAUAUAUUCCUGAUAAUUUUGUUUCUGUCAUUCUUUUCCUUCGUUUACUUAGGAUAUGCUCAGCAUCAUAAGCUGAUGUUUUAUUUUAUGACUAGUUUGAUUGCUGUGUGGAUUUCGUUCAUUUAUACGUCUGGUGUCUUAUCAGUCCUAUAUAUGGUAUGGUAUGACUAUGAAGCUACAGAAAGUAGUCACACAGAGAGUGGAGAAGAAGAGUCUUCGAUGUAG